AUGUCCACGUUCAAAAGUCUCGUGUUCAAGAGAUUCAACUCAAAUCUGAAGAAAACGGCCCUACAUGAUCUUCAUGUGUCGCUAGGCGGUACGAUGGUGCCAUAUGCAGGCUAUAGCAUGCCCGUACUAUAUAAGGGACAGACCCAUAUCGAAUCGCAUAAUUGGACGAGAACUAAUGCUGGUUUAUUCGAUGUGUCUCACAUGCUACAGAGUAAAUUAUCGGGUCCACAUUCCAUUAAGUUUCUACAGCAUGUUACACCUACUGAUUUCAAUGCUUUGCCUGUUGGUCACGGGACUCUGAGUGUUCUUUUGAACCCAGAGGGUGGUGUCGUGGAUGAUACCAUUGUCACUAAGGAAAACCAAGACAAUGAAUUUUACAUCGUGACUAAUGCUGGCUGUGCAAAGAGGGACACCGAGUUCCUUCGUGGGGAGUUGCAAAACAACCCCGCAUUGGACUGUCAAUGGAAAAUUAUUGAAGGCAGAUCUCUCUUGGCGUUACAAGGCCCCAAGGCUAAAGAUGUCUUGGAACCACUAUUGGAAAAAACGGCUAAGGGCAAAACUUUGAAAGAGUUGUUCUUUGGACAAAGAGACGAAUUUGCAUUGAAGGAUGGUACUUUGGUCCAGAUUGCUAGAGGUGGGUACACUGGGGAAGACGGAUUUGAAAUCAGUGUGCCCGAUGAGAAGGCUGUUGAGUUUGCUGAACAGCUUCUAGCGAACCCCGUAAUGAAGGCUAUCGGGCUAGCCGCUAGAGACAGUUUGAGAAUGGAAGCCGGCAUGUGCUUAUACGGCCAUGAAUUAGAUGAAACUAUUACACCUGUAGAAGCAGGAUUGAACUGGGUGAUUUCCAAGUCAAGAAGGAACCUAACGAAUGAAAAGGACCGGUUCAACGGAUACGCAAAGAUAAUGGAUCAGUUAAACAACAAGACGUAUAACAGGAUACGAGUUGCGUUCAAAUACUUAAAGAAGGGCCCUGCUGCCAGAAACGGUGUCAAGAUUUUCUUGCCCGAUGCUCAAACCGAAGUCGGUCUUGUCACAUCAGGGAGUGCAUCCCCCAGUUUAAACAACAUCAAUGUUGGUCAAGGGUAUGUGGAGAAGGGYCACCACAAACGGGGUACAGAGUUGCUGGUUCAAGUGAGAAACAAGUUUUACCCAAUCGAACUUGCGAAAAUGCCUCUUGUGCCUACACACUACUACAAAAACUAG
Messenger RNA from Saccharomyces eubayanus, 1203 nucleotides. It is a transcript of the gene GCV1, whose product is annotated as glycine decarboxylase subunit T. Gene Ontology annotation, molecular function: aminomethyltransferase activity; protein binding. Gene Ontology annotation, cellular component: mitochondrion. Bases 1 to 1203 code for a protein of 400 amino acids. The record is from RefSeq and is a predicted model, not a curated record. The transcript has a single exon. Gene Ontology annotation, biological process: glycine catabolic process. NCBI's taxonomy places the organism in Eukaryota, Fungi, Ascomycota, Saccharomycetes, Saccharomycetales, Saccharomycetaceae.